AUGUCGAUGUUACAAGAUUUCCCUCUUGCCUUUGCUGAAAACAAACUAAAGUCAGAUCAAGACUCAGUGUGCUAUCUCUCAUGGCUUAAUACUGAUACAGAAUUUCCUGAACUAUCCGACUCUUUUGGUGUAGAAGGUCCUUGUUGGGAAAUACUGGAGAAAAGAGAAGCUUAUGAUGACGAAUUCGAUUUUGUGCCUGUUGAAGAAAAUUGGUCAAAAUUAGUCGAAACCAAAAAAUUACAACCUUAUGCAAAAAUCACUGAACGUGCAGCCUCAUUACCUCAUCCCAAGAGAAAGAUACAGCCUCUGUUCACAGUGAGGAAAGAUAAAAUCAAAGAUGAUGAAGCUAAUUUAUCAGACGAAGAAGUUGAUGACAAUGAUUUAUUCACUGAAUUAUACUUGACCCGAAAAGGACAAUCUAAAAUAAGAAAUAGACACACAGGUUUACGAAAGUUGGGUAGACUAAGGAUGGUUGAUCAAUAUGUACAGGGAGUCCUGUUUUUGGCAACAACACGUCCUGGAAGUAGAGCAGCUACUUGGUUACCUCAUUCAGUUCUACUGGAAACAAACCCUGAACCAUAUGGACGUGCACUCUAUCCACACACUAGAAACGAAGCAAUACUCUAUACAGAAUAUUAUAUUAAUCGUAUCUCAAAGAGUAAUUUUAUGGAUUGGGGUGAAGGUAGAAAGAGACUGUUAGACCCAGCAGAAUAUUCGAUAUACACGCCUAUUUCUAGAAGGCUAAAGUAAAAUUGUAAAUACCUAUUUCUUUUACGAGAAGAUACCAUAAUAAACAGCUAUUUAUGACGUUCUGUCCUUCUUCUAAUAAUAACCA
This is a messenger RNA of Rhizopus microsporus ATCC 52813, 835 nucleotides long. RefSeq lists its product as uncharacterized. The transcript has a single exon. NCBI's taxonomy places the organism in Eukaryota, Fungi, Mucoromycota, Mucoromycetes, Mucorales, Rhizopodaceae. The record is from RefSeq and is a predicted model, not a curated record. The coding region runs from base 1 to 750 and encodes 249 amino acids.